Messenger RNA from Nematostella vectensis (starlet sea anemone), 6004 nucleotides. RefSeq names its product TNF receptor-associated factor 4. The coding region runs from base 3196 to 3972 and encodes 258 amino acids. Gene Ontology annotation, cellular component: plasma membrane signaling receptor complex. The transcript is spliced from 3 exons. NCBI's taxonomy places the organism in Eukaryota, Metazoa, Cnidaria, Anthozoa, Actiniaria, Edwardsiidae. The record is from RefSeq and is a predicted model, not a curated record. Gene Ontology annotation, biological process: regulation of canonical NF-kappaB signal transduction; protein K63-linked ubiquitination; tumor necrosis factor-mediated signaling pathway. Gene Ontology annotation, molecular function: zinc ion binding; ubiquitin-protein transferase activity.
GAUCAACUCAUCAUACGAAAUACUUUCGCAUUGUGACAACGAAAAUGACUGUUUCUAGUUUGAAGAAGUUAUUGCACAAUCUAGAUCGAAUUUAAUCCGUUGUGGCGAGUCUGUUUUUAUAACGACUAAAAUAAUUGUCUAAGUUGUAUAUAUGAUGGAGCCAUGACUGGUCAUCUCCCAAAACCCUCUAGGGCCUUUUGUGGCAGCUUUGUAAUCGCCUGUGUCCAUCGUCAUUUACAGCCCCUUUUCCUUGCUUUGAGCUUUGAGCCUCCAGUCAUUACCUGCGGCUAUUACACAGGGACCCCGCUCGAUCGAAAGAACACUAGUUUGCCCUUGCCAAACGCAUUGUUACUAAAGUUUUUGACACGAAAGAGUAAUGGCAUAUGAUAACUAGUUCUCUAAUCAGCUACCAUCUUUUACGAACAAAGAAUACAUGAUACCUAAAUGCUAACUAAAUCCAGAAAUUACCUGUCCUCCAUAUGGCCAUUUGCCCGAAAGUGGUGCAAAAUCGCAUCACGAACGUCAUGGGCGGACAUCCCAGAAUGAAACUCAACGUUCCCCACAAGCAUCCGUUCCUCUAGCCGUUGCCUAGCCGGGCCGGCCCUCGGGACAUUCACGUAGUCCGGCCCGGGUAGAAGGACUACCCUUCGCGAGAACCUCGCCUCUCGUCCUCUUCCUCUCCCUCUUCCUCUCCCUCUGCCAGCUAGACCUCUUCCACCCCGACGUCCGACCAUGGCAGCUAUAGCCUGUUGCAGCGCUGCCUGGAACGCGGGAUUUUCUAACAUUUCUUCCAUUUCUUGUAGAUGGAUGACAGAUUUUGGCGGAUAAAACACAUUAGCAAAUUUUGCAUAGAGAAAACUUGCAAAAUAAUGAGGAUAUAUUUGUGUUCCCAGAAAAACCUCUUCGAUUAUAGGUGAAACAGCGCCCUUAUCAUUAUUGAGUAAAAUUAAAUACGUUCUCAAAGUUUGAGUUAUGGUGGAUUGCGUUUUUGCUUACCUUACAAAGUUUCCUCAGACAGUUAUGAUCUGAAAUACAUCGCACGUGAGUUAAAAGGGGGGAAAUUGAAUCCGCAAACAAAACAACACCACUUCGCCUUGCUGGGAUGGACCGAAUUAUAAAGUAAAAAAUAAUAAUAAAAGUACAUAUGUCAUAAAAGUAUAGAAUAAACACCCUAAAAUGUUUAGGUCAGUCUUUUCUUAGUUCGUGCACUUGUUCUACCCCUCGAAGUAUGAAGUAUGAUUGAUUGCUUUGAUGCUUACCUUACAAAAAGUACGUACGUCGUAUUCGAGUCUGCGGCGGAAUGGACUUGGAUUCUUCGGCAGCGCCCUUUUAUGCUGGCGUCUGUACCAUGGGGGGUAAAGCCGAUAAGGGUACGGAUGUACCAUUUCUAGCUCAAACAUUUAUUCCAUUUUAAAUUGCAGCACAUCUUAACGAUUCCGAAGCUUUAUUCAACUUUUUGCACUCUUCCGUAAUGCUCAAGUGCAUUAAACUCGCACGCAUAUGUGAGAAGCAGUGGAGUUUGUCCAAUUUACUCCUAACGCUUCAUUAUUGGACUUUGGUUGGUCCGUAGCGCCGACGCUACACAUAGCCAAAUGCUUAUUGCAGUCCAUCAAUAAAACGAUAUGAGAGCUUUUCUGAAUUUUCAUAUAUUGCAGUGUGAGACCUCAAAAUUACAAUACUAAUUCGGGAAGAGAAAGUGAUAUAUAUAUAAAGAGGCAGAGCGUAUAGUAAGCCUGUUUGGUACCAUUAGAAACGAUGGUGUCAAAAUAAAUUAGAAUGACAGAAAGAAAGCAGACCUUUAUCAGUAACACCAGGGCCGUACGUACCAUGGAAGCCCAGGCAGGCCACCCAUGGACGUUGGUUUUGAAUUACACUUUCAUAUCAAAUUAAACUCCAACUAUCUAAUUGACUAUGAAAUCGCUCUCCAAUAUCGGGCUGUAACUUGAAAAACAAAAACAAACCCCCAAGUCGCUCUGCUCACAAUUUACUCUCGCAAGGCACCACGCUUUUUCCUUUCAGCUUUUUUAAUUGCUCUCGCGUUUUAACUUCAAAUUACAACUCUCAAACCACACAACAACUACUGAACAACACGCGCUUCUAAACAAGGAUUUGUUUUUGUUUUUUAUUCGGAACGUUUCACGGAAAUGAGAACGCUGAACUACGAACGCUUGCAGUAUUACAGUAUGAUAUUUGUGUCACCUCUAACAAGACACGCUUCUAAACAAGGAUUUUUGUUACUAAUCCGGAUACCAGAAACGUUCAACGGAAAUUGGAUACAAAUUGCAUAUGACAGAAUGUCAAAUAUGCGUGAAAUAACGUAGCACAUUUGCGUGUAUUGGUAUUUCACAACGGAAUGUUUAAUCGCCUUGCGUUUUGUGAAGAUUAGAAAGGGAAUAAAUGGUGCUUCUAUUAUGACAUCCCUACUAACCUAUAACUAAACAAAAUAUACUGGUUUCGCCGGUCCUGCAUCACGGCCUGCGCGGCUGGACUGGCUGGCGGUGACUGAGGGAAAUCGGACCGGAAAUCUUCAUUGCCGGUAUUAUAUCCUCGGCCAUAUAGCUGGUUGAAGUAGAUUGCCAUAGCCUGGAUCGAAGUUUGGAUGUAAUGUCGGGAAAAAGCAGCUUCUCCUCAUCGUGAAGAACGCACAGAGCUUUACGAACAGAAUAAACAGGCAAAACUACGUUCUGGUUUCCUUUCGCAUGACAAGUGUUGACAUUUCAUGCUACGGGCAACUCUAUUGUUCGAGCAAAACUUGAUGUUUUGCUGAUUGGAAAUUUUUUUCACGAUUUCUCAAACAAGGGAUCGCACUAGCAAUGUUAUGCGUUAAAUAUGAGCUGUUAAAUAAACAAAAAGAAGAAACUCAGAAAUUUUUUACAAGUGCGACCCCGUGACCCCUUAUCUACCGCUUUCCGUUUCUUCCACUUGUAUCGCCACACUUUCCCUAUCGCCUAACUUAAACGUGAUUAAGUGUUUGACUGUUUUGAAGUAAGCGCAACUUGGGAGUUCAAAGUCUCUCGAUCCAAUAAGUCAAUUUGACUAGCGGUAUAUGCUUUUAACCUAUUACCAAUACCUAAAGCGACAAUCGCACCAGUUUACUUCAAGGCAAUCUCUACCGAGAAAAGACAAAAGAAUAUAUUUGAUUUAACACAGGCCUUCCGCUCCGCUGGACUAGCGGUAUAAAAGGCGCGGGCUUGUAUGAUAAUAGCCCCACAACAAAAGCGAACAAAUCAAAUUGUAAUUGAUGUUAGAAGUAUGCCCGGUUUUGAUCCAGAUUUCGUUGAAGGCCCGGCCGACCCCAACAUAAUUUGUCCCAUAUGUCAGUUCAUCAUAGAAGACGCGGUGUGUUGCCCACAGGGGCACAUCUUCUGCAGAAGUUGUGUGGUGGUGCACUUACAACAGUUUGGUAACGGCAACUGUCCCCUAGACAGAUCAGAACUGUCCCUUGAAGAUAUAAGGCCAGUUCUGAUGGUCAAUAGUCUAGUGGGGCAGUUGCCGUCUUUGUGCUGCGAGGAGUGCCCCUGGAGAGGAAGACUGGAUUUGCGGCAGGGGCAUACUGAAACAUGCCAAGAGAAGCCUGUCCCCUGCCGCAAUGUGGGCUGCCAGACCCUCGUGCAGAGGAAAAACCUGGCGGAUCAUAUGGAGGCCUGCCUGUUUGCAGGAAGAAGGUGCACAGAGUGCAACUCUGUGCAGCAGCUUCAGCAUAUGGAGGAGCACAGACGCCUAGGCUGCCCCAGAGCUCAGCGUUACUGUCCUCUGGGAUGCGGACAAAGAAUGCAAAGAAUGAACGUGUUCCGCCACGUUAGUCUCGACUGCCUGCUAAGGGCAGCCUUUUGCCAGGUGCCGGGGUGCAACUUUCACGGCACUGGAAUGCAGUUGGCACAGCAUAACGCAAAUGACGCGUCAUUGCACAAUCAGCUUUUGUGGAACGCCAUCUGCAACAAUGUGAGUCAUACAGUUAACCAAUUUAUUUAAACAGCAUUUGAUUAGUGCAAUUUACAUUUCCAUAUCCAGUACUAACACUUAAAUUGGUUGGAUAGGUAUCUGCUGGCGUAAGAUUGGACCACUCUUUUGUCCACUGUCUUCAAUGGACAGUUGAAGACAUGGAUAACCCAAGAAAGUUCCAGAGUCCCCCACAGACGUUUGGAGAAAUAUCUGUGCGGGGACUUGUAUGCAAGGACUAUAGUCAGGCCACGGCCGGUAUGGUAAGCCUCUUUCUGCAGGUUGCCAUGUUACAAGGGCGCGCCAUGCCUUCUGUCACCUUCGACACCCUGAGGUGAGCUGCAAAUCAAUAGAAAAAAUAGAUAUCAACAAGUGAUGAAGAAUAACUAUGACUAUGAUGAAGAGUAACGUUAAAAAAAAUAUGGUAAAGAGAUUUUAAGUACAUAUGGAUGUAAAAUGAUAAACCUAUAAACAGCCCUUUUUACCGAUAAUAUUUCCAAACAAUGAUUGACGUGUUUCGUUUGUUUCUAGCAUCACUCUUCGCUCAUUAGAGCAUGGCGGCACCCUCACAAGAUACGUGCCGCAUGAGGCCGAUGAGAGAGUAGUGAGACAAGGCGGGAUUAUUGGAUUCCCGGACUUUGCGGACCACCAAACAUGGUUGACCUGGAAAGACAGUGAUGGGUUUUAUAGGAUUGAUUUCCAUUUUGUUUAUCACCCCUGAAUUUACAAAAUCCUCCGCCUCUUUUUCUUAAGAACGAGCAAUCCUAUAAUCACUGUCUUUCCAGUUGUUAUGUCAGGUUAUGUUAGAAUGAAUCCGUAUUUUGCUAAUUGUAGUAAGCAAAUAGACAAAGUUAAGAUAUUUGCUCUAGCUAAAAGGGUUGUUCAAGGGAGAGCAUUCUUGAGGCAUUGUUAGUUUUUGUUGAUUUAGAUUGAAUAGGAAGUUGUUCGCUUAAUUAGCGACAUAAUGACUUUUAUCGGGUCGUACCAUGUUUUGGGUACUUAUCAAUCUUCAACUUCUCAUUAAGUUGGUAAACUUACAAGUCUUCUGUUUAUAUAGUUACCUUUAGAUGUCGUACGCUAAUUGCCGGUAUCAUUAGCACAACACGUAGGAUCGCCCACACUCAAGUAGGAGGUGCUUAGCUCUGCAGUGUUGGUAAUCUGAUUUCUUAUGCUAAUCCAAGUCACCCAACACCACACCCAUGCUACUUGAGCGACCACUUCUUUUCCCCUUACGUUCGUUAACUUUCGAUUACAAGUUACAUAUUUGUUCCUCCAAAGUUACCUUUCUGCCUUUCCUACCGACUCCCUUAGUUUCAUGGCAAAGGACAUUCGUUUUGUAUCCUUAAAUUCUUUUCAAAGCUUUCCUUUGUUAUCGUUAAUUUUGCCGACAGUUAAUGAUAUCUGAUGCGACUGUUUGCAUUGUCAAGUACCGUCCAAUCACCGCAUCCUGCACACGUGGUCAUUGCUUGUCAAUCAAACGUACUACUUGUUUUACUACAAAUGGGACUGCACUUUAAUUCCUCAUUACUCUUCAUACCACUGACUCCGAAUAAAGGUACGACUCCGGUCAAAAGAAGUCCUCCCGACUAAUCAUUACAUAGUGUCACCCAUGUCAUUCUUCGGUUGAAGUAAUCGCUAAAAUUCACCGCUGAGCGAUCCUAACCUCAGCUCUGCGAAUUUGAUACAUGUUGUGAGACCUUAAUUUAAACGAACAGCACAUAUUUCUUUUUUUUUUCAUUCAGGCAAUGUUAAAAUUUAUUCAAACGAUUAUUCUGAAUUUUAGAGGAUGUCGUUCCUCGAAAAAAUUGUUUAGUGAAACACCUAGCGAAAAAGUCAACCAGUCAUUUUGUUCAGUUGUUAUAGCAAGAAUAGCAAGUGUUAUAUAAAUUGCAUUCGCGACAGUAUGUUGUUGUUUAUGUUUACAAAACAAUCUAGAUUUAUCGGACAGUACCAUCUACCAUCUACAACUGACAAACACUGAAUAUGCCUAACCAUGUUGUAUUAUCAUUAUAAUGUUUCACUAUACAUUUGUACAUUUGGUAGAAAUAAAAAAUUAUAUAAUAUU